Salvelinus sp. IW2-2015 is the source of this 2433-nucleotide messenger RNA. RefSeq names its product vacuolar protein sorting-associated protein 4B. Lineage: Eukaryota; Metazoa; Chordata; Actinopteri; Salmoniformes; Salmonidae. Gene Ontology annotation, molecular function: ATP binding; ATP hydrolysis activity. The record is from RefSeq and is a predicted model, not a curated record. Gene Ontology annotation, biological process: endosomal transport; vacuole organization.
GCAAAUGUGUCUGAUGCUCUUUGUCUGACCUUAUUUAUCGCAUAUGCAAUGCACAUAGAUUUUAAGAAUAGGCUGUGAAAUUGACCGCAGUAAAUUGACAACGAUAGGUCAGAAAAAGCUCUCGUCUCUUUUUGUGCUGAUGUCACAUGUAAACCAUAGGCGGAAGUGACACUCGACAUCUUGAUGCGGAAGAGAUUCCGAAGAAUUAAAGAACUGUCACCAAAAUGACAACAACACACUAACCAGAGCUAUUAACGUCGUAUUAUAGCUAUUGCACGUUGAUUUACUGAGACGAGUGAAAUUCUACGGUGGGUUAUUUUGACCAUCGUACGUAACCAGCACCCAUGGCUAAUAACAAUUUACAGAAAGCAAUAGAUCUUGCAAGCAAGGCUGCAGAGGAGGAUAAGGCUAAAAACUACGAGGAAGCUCUCCGGUUGUACCAGCAUUCCAUUCAAUACUUCCUUCAUGUUGUUAAAUAUGAGGCCCAGGGAGACAAGGCCAAGCAGAGCAUCAGGGCAAAGUGUGCAGAGUACCUGGACCGAGCAGAGAAGCUGAAGGAAUACUUGAAGAAGAAGGAUAAGGCCCCUCCAGCCAAGCCUGUCAAGGAGUCCGGCUCUGAUGACAAAGGGAAUGACAGUGAUGAAGGUGAAGGUGACCCAGAGAAAAAUAAGUUUAAAAAUCAACUCUCAGGGGCCAUCGUCAUGGAAAAGCCAAACAUCAAGUGGAAUGAUGUAGCUGGGCUUGAGGGUGCAAAGGAGGCCCUUAAAGAAGCUGUCAUCUUGCCCAUCAAAUUCCCUCACCUCUUCACCGGAAAGCGAACUCCAUGGAGAGGGAUCCUGCUGUUUGGCCCUCCUGGUACAGGGAAGUCUUAUCUGGCCAAGGCUGUGGCCACAGAAGCCAACAACUCUACCUUCUUCUCUAUCUCCUCCUCUGACCUGGUGUCCAAGUGGCUGGGGGAGAGUGAAAAGUUGGUGAAGAACCUGUUCAGCCUGGCCAGGGAGAACAGGCCCUCCAUCAUCUUCAUCGACGAGAUAGACUCUCUGUGUGGCUCCAGGAGUGAGAAUGAGAGUGAAGCAGCCCGCCGCAUCAAGACUGAGUUCCUCGUCCAGAUGCAGGGUGUUGGAAAUGACAAUGAGGGAGUCCUGGUUCUAGGAGCCACAAACAUCCCCUGGACACUGGACUCUGCUAUUAGGAGAAGGUUUGAGAAGCGGAUCUACAUCCCUCUGCCUGAGGGGCACGCCCGCUCCUUCAUGUUCAAGCUGCAUCUGGGCUCCACCCCCAAUGAGCUCACUGAAUCAGACUAUGUGACCCUGGGUAAGAAGACGGAAGGCUACUCUGGAGCAGACAUCAGCGUCAUCGUAAGGGACGCCCUCAUGCAGCCAGUCAGGAAGGUGCAGUCGGCCACUCACUUCAAACGGGUCCAAGGGUCAUCAUGGAACCAUCCCAACCUCGUGGUAGACGAUCUCUUGACACCAUGCUCACCAGGAGAUCCAGACGCCAUAGAGAUGACCUGGAUGGAUGUUAAUGGGGAGAAACUCAUGGAGCCCAUUGUUUGCAUGGCUGAUAUGCUGAGGUCACUGCACAACACCAAGCCAACUGUGAACGAGCAGGACUUGGACAAACUCAAGAAGUUCACAGAGGACUUUGGUCAGGAAGGCUAAUACUCAACCAAAUAAUGCGAACACAACUUUCCUUUCUCAUAUCCUUUUUCUUCACUGGUUCUCAGGCCUGCAUUUGCUACUCUACUUUCUCUCCACAAGUAGCAAAGGGGCUUCAUGUUUCAUGUAUGUUAAUUUGUUGACUUACUUUGUUGCCAAUACAUACCCAUAAUAGUGUACCCAUAGUAUACAACUUUUCUUUUUACAAAGAUAGAUUGGUUGAAGAUGGUGAUGGUCUCAAAUAAUAUGGAUUCAUGAAAAGUAUUUAUAAUUUAUGCUUUAAAACACUAAAGUGUCUGUUUUGGCCUUGAUGGCAUCAAACAAGCAAUGCAUGCAAUUGUGCAUUACAAUAACUCCUCCAAAAGUCCUUUACUGCUUGAAGUGCAUCUAUGGUUUGACAAGAUGGAUGAGGAUUGCCUGUUUUGUUGUACUGUAAUGUGUUUGGACAUUGUUUACCGAUGUUUCUUUCUUUGUAUUCAUUUUUCUUACCAAGAAGGGCUACGCCUGUAAUUUUGACUCUGCGUUGAUGGAGCAGCACUCAUUGAAGAGGACCAUAUCAUGAUUAACUACCAGCAAAUUUAAUGAUUACAAUUUUCUUUCAUCAGUUUUUAUGUUGAGUAUUUUCAUAUUGUUUUUCUGUAUGCUGUUUUUGAAAGAAGAUGUUAGUUUGAGUGCCUUGCUGGUCAAAAGAAAGUAAAAGUACUUUGGAAUGGGUUGGUGGGGGUAUGUUAUAAUGUAAUAAAACCCAAUGAUUAUUGAUCUUCAAGGGAAAUCA